AUGGGACUUGAGAGCUGUGGUCACCGAAGUGCCCUCACCGAGGCAGCAUUUGGCUACAGCACUCUCGUGGCACCUGUGCGGAUGGUGUUGGUCUCCGAUCUUCAAGCCAAGUGGGAGGUUUCGAGCGUGGGCGAGGCCGACUCGACACCGAAGAUCCUAACGCCGGUCCUGCAGCUGGCCACCGCCUAUCCCAAGGGCCCGGCUGAGAGAGAGGCGAAGAAGCCAACUGCGCCAGUGCAGCAGGAGAGCCCCGUGAUCAUCGAAGAGGCUCCGGAGGCGCAGGCGCCCCCGCGGCCGAAGCCGGCGCCGGCGAAGGAGCUGGACCUUGGUGCCUUCCGCGCGUUCCCACUGGGUGUGCCGGAGACAGCGGUCCAGGAACUUUUCGAAGAGUACCUGCAGCGCGUACCGCAGCCCCUGGUGCAGAGCACGGAGGGCUGGGCUGCGCUGAGCGUGCUGCAAGGCGGCAGUGAUGGGGAGCUCCCACAAAGAGGCCCGCUGGCCCUGGAGUGGUUUUGGCUUGCGAGGUCUGCCGCAUCGGAAGCCACAGCUUCCGCCGCCAGCGCGGCUGGGCUGUGCGUGUUCCGCCUGCAGAGGACAUGUGGCCGGAUGGUGGGCCAAUUGCUCCACUUUUCCGUGGUGGACAUGGAGUUUCUGGAGGAGGCAGUGCAGUCCGUGAAGACUUUGAUGUUCGCUCGGCUGCCCAUCACCUCCAUCCGAGUCACCCUUUGGUGCUGCGAGCAAACGGAGGACGGCAAGCCGCGGGUGAACCUCGAGCUGGAGGCGGCCCUCCAAAAGCAGUUCUUCAAGUGGUUCCAGUUUGCGAACCAGCGGGGGCAGCGGGGGAAGGUGUUGAACCGGCCCCGUGCCGAUCCGCCCAUGGACCCUGAGAUGCCUCUGGAGGUGCCCUCCUUUGAGCUCUGCUUGGGCCAG
Molecule: messenger RNA, 930 nt
Organism: Effrenium voratum
Lineage: Eukaryota; Dinophyceae; Suessiales; Symbiodiniaceae
Source: the annotation of a GenBank genome assembly